This is a messenger RNA of Mesitornis unicolor (brown roatelo), 1699 nucleotides long. RefSeq names its product family with sequence similarity 49, member A (gene CYRIA). Bases 5 to 976 code for a protein of 323 amino acids. The record is from RefSeq and is a predicted model, not a curated record. The transcript has 10 exons. Lineage: Eukaryota; Metazoa; Chordata; Aves; Mesitornithiformes; Mesitornithidae. Gene Ontology annotation, molecular function: small GTPase binding. Gene Ontology annotation, biological process: regulation of actin filament polymerization.
UGGGAUGGGUAAUCUUCUUAAAGUCCUUACCAGGGAAAUUGAAAACUAUCCACAUUUUUUCCUGGAUUUUGAAAAUGCACAGCCCACAGACGGAGAAAGGGAGGUAUGGAAUCAGAUCAGUGCCGUUUUGCAGGACUCGGAAAGUAUGCUUGCAGACCUUCAGGCCUACAAAGGAGCUGGACAGGAAAUUAGAGAUGCGAUACAGAAUCCCAAUGAUAUCCAGUUGCAAGAAAAAGCAUGGAAUUCAGUAUGUCCUCUGGUUGUAAGACUGAAGCGCUUUUAUGAGUUUUCACUCAGAUUAGAGAAAGCCCUGCAGAGCUUAUUGGAGUCCUUGACGUGCCCACCAUAUACUCCAACCCAGCAUCUGGAACGGGAACAGGCUCUAGCGAAAGAAUUUGCAGAAAUCUUACAUUUUACUCUUCGUUUUGAUGAGCUUAAGAUGAGAAACCCAGCCAUUCAGAAUGACUUCAGUUAUUAUAGGCGAACAAUAAGUCGCAACAGAAUAAACAACAUGCAUCUAGACAUUGAGAAUGAAGUAAACAAUGAAAUGGCCAAUAGGAUGUCCCUGUUUUAUGCAGAAGCCACACCAAUGCUGAAAACACUCAGCAAUGCAACUACACAUUUUGUAUCAGAAAACAAAACGUUACCAAUUGAAAAUACAACGGACUGUCUAAGUACUAUGGCUAGCGUAUGUAAAGUCAUGUUGGAAACACCAGAGUACAGGAGUAGAUUCACCAGUGAAGAGACCCUUAUGUUCUGCAUGCGAGUAAUGGUGGGAGUUAUUAUUCUGUAUGAUCAUGUCCAUCCUGUGGGAGCUUUCUCAAAGACAUCAAAGAUUGAUAUGAAGGGAUGCAUCAAAGUUUUAAAGGAACAACCACCUGACACUGUGGAAGGGCUUCUGAAUGCUCUCAGGUUCACUACAAAACACCUGAAUGAUGAAUCUACUUCAAAACAAAUUCGAGCUAUGCUGCAGUAGUAUCCCAAGACAAGUAGAUGUUUGUAUUGAUCACAGAAGAUGUGUAUGUUUACAUAAUUUAAUACAGUUUGAUGUUAAUACUUGUGUGUAUUUACAUAACCAUUUUCUUCAUACUGCUAAAAUAUAUGAAUCUGUUCAUAACCUGACUGACUUUAUAUAGUUCAGCCUAAGUUUUUAUGCUAGCCUUUAUCUUUUGACUUCAAAGAAUACUUUUUUACUUAGAUACUUCAGCUACAACAGUUUAUCUGUGCAUUUUAAUCCAUAAACACCUUCUCUAUCAGAGAAGUAGUAGUGAAGACAAAAUGGAAAUAAAAUAAACUGAAGUGUCAAAAAUACCACAGAAAUGGAACUUUAAAGAAGAAGAAAGUUAAUAUAAGAGAAAGUAAAAUUCAUUGGAUAUGUUCUGAGAACACAUACACAGUUUUUUAGUCAGUUUUAGAAUCUUAUCAAACUCAUAUGAAUAGGAGAAUACCUGAAUGUUCAUCACUCCCAUAAAAUAUGUUGUCUUUCUUGUAACAAGUAGAGAUCCACCUCAUUUUAAGGAUUAUGUGCUGCCUGACAUUCAAAAACAUAUUACAAAGAGGUAAUUUUACCUCUUUUAUAAAGUAUAACCUGUACCUUUCAGCCAUUGAGGAAAUUAAUAUCCUCUUUCCGAUUCAAUAUAAAUAAACAGAAAACAUGUUUUAAGACCAUUGCUGAAUUCUGAAAAUUCUGUAUAAUUUU